Paramecium sonneborni is the source of this 463-nucleotide messenger RNA. The record is from the annotation of a GenBank genome assembly. NCBI's taxonomy places the organism in Eukaryota, Ciliophora, Oligohymenophorea, Peniculida, Parameciidae.
AAUUAAUAUAAAAAAGAAAAUGAUAAGAAUAUUUAUGAGAAGAUGGUUUUCUAGCUAAUUAAAAGAUUUAGAAGAGGCAGGAAAAGUGAUAAAGUUGAAUAAAGAAAAUAAGAAAGCAUAAGUUGAAGAAUUUACACCAAUUCCAACAUCACCUGUCUUAGGUCCAAUAAAAAUAGAGGAACCAAAAGUUUCAAAUAAAACCUAUAGAUGGUGUUCAUGUGGAUUGAGUUAAAAAUAAGUAUAAGAAAUAAAUAAAAUUAGCCAUUAUGUGAUGGAUCUCAUAAAGGAACAUCUUUUAAACCAUAUCGUUUUACAUUAGAAUAAAAUAUAGAUUUUUUGGAAUUAUGUGGAUGUAAAUUAACAAAGAAUGUGCCUUUUUGUGAUGGCGAAACUUGUGUUAAUCUUAGAAAAUAAUCAGGUUAACCAUGAAAUAUAAUAUAAAAUUAUGAAUAAUUUAAUGUUG